Molecule: messenger RNA, 1227 nt
Organism: Aureobasidium namibiae CBS 147.97
Lineage: Eukaryota; Fungi; Ascomycota; Dothideomycetes; Dothideales; Saccotheciaceae
Exons: 2
Biological process (GO): DNA-templated transcription
Molecular function (GO): zinc ion binding; DNA binding
Source: RefSeq, a predicted model, not a curated record
CCUCAACCGGUACAGAUCUUCCAGCUUUGGCAAGUAUACAUCGACAACGUCAAUCCUUUGACCAAUCUCCACCAUGUACAGACCAUGCAACGUAUGGUGCUAGAAGCAGCGAGCUGCAAGCCGGAUGAUCUGCCGAAACAGUCACUGGCGUUACUCUCAUCCAUCUUUCUUAUAUCCGUCGAGUCUCUCGGUGACGAGGAAUGCCGGCAUUUCAUGAAAGCCUCGAAGCACGAAUGCGUUGGUCGCUUUUUUGCAAUGACGAAAAACUGCCUAGUCGGUGCUGAAGUGAUGGAAAUCGCAAGCACGGAAGUCCUGCAAGCCCUCGUUUUGUACUUGAUAGCAGCCAGGCAGCACAGCUCUCCUCAGAGUCUUUGGCUCGUAAUUGGUGUCGCAGUGAGACUGGCUCAUCGUCUGGGGAUCCACCGAGAACAAAAUCUACGGAGCAAGACAAUCUUCGCCGCAGAAAUGAGUCGUAGACUUUGGUGGCAGAUAUACCUGUUGAACCGUCAUUACGUCAAUCUGUGCGAAGAUAUUGACAGCAGCGAUCCAGCGCACAUACUCAUAUUCGACACCAAACGUCCACUCAAUCUCAACGAUGCGGAUCUCCACCCGGAAAUGACGACAAUGCCGCUAGAGAGAGACGGCGUGACAGAGAUGCUAUUCUGCUCAAUCAGAUAUGACAUUGGCGGUUUUGUACGAGAUCUUGGUUCGAGCUCGGACAACGAGCAAAGCAAGAUUCAUGCCAUCCAACAAUUGCAGGCUCGCCUUGGAGACAAAUAUGCCAGGCAUUGUGAUGCUUCAAUCCCACUGCAACGUGUUUCUCGCUGUCUUAUUCAGACAACUGGCUACCGUCUUGCUCUACGACAUUGUCAUCCGGCGCAAAACGCGACUGAGAUUCAGCCAGCAACAGAACGACAUCAAGCUUUUGACACGGCCCUUUCACUUCUACAGACUCAACACUCGAGCUGCGCCAGUCAGAUGUUGGAUUGCUAUAGAUGGCAUACGAAGCUAUUCUACUGCUUUGAGGCUCUGUUUCCCGUUCUCCAUACUUUGGCCUUUGAAAUUAUCAGUGAGGCAUCCUCAGAGGAGGCGUGGAAACAGGUUGGAUUGGCAUAUCAGUACAACCCUGAACUUUUGAGUUGGCAACACAAAAACUUCUAUACAAGUUACUGUCACAAUAUCAACAGCUUAGCUCUCAAAGCAUGGAGCCGAAUAGCUUCAACUGCA